GAGGUUAUCUAGUUCAAAAUUAAAAAGUCAAAGUUUAUUUUAAUGUCUAAUUGAUGAAAUACGUGCAAAUUUAAAUAAAUUGCUUAAAGAUAUUAAAUAAAAUGUCCUUCUUCAGGGCUGGAUUGCAGAAGCUUGCAAGCGUCUUUCGUAGUAGUAACCAAUGUGGAAUUCUUUCAAAAUCUAUAACAAAUAAUGCUCCUGUGGCUACUCAAUAUGUUUCGAAUACCGCCUCAGAUAUCAUAACAUCUUGUAACAAAUUAAUAGAAGAAAGAUCAUCUCGCAACUUUGCUAUUGUCCAUUUGCUUGGUAAACAAUGGAGAGUCACAGAUGGAGACUUGCUAGUUGUUGAAGGUUACUGGCCACCAAAUAUUGGUGACAAAAUAACACUAGAUAAGGUUUUACUUGCUGCAACAAAAGACUUAUCCCUCAUAGGAAGGCCAAUUGUUCAACCCGGUUUAGUCACAGUCACAGCAACUAUAAUAUCUAAAGGUUUAUCACAUACUAGAACACACUUUAAAAAGAAGAGAAGGAAGCAAUUUAUGAGGAUAAAUUUUCAAAGAGCACAACAGACAAUAUUAAGAAUCAAUUCUGUUGUUAUUAACAAUAAAAUCAAUGAACCUGCAAAUAAUGUAUUCUAAAUUAGACUAAAAUAAUGAGAAACUAAUAAAAUAUAAU
This is a messenger RNA of Pieris brassicae (large cabbage white), 675 nucleotides long. RefSeq names its product 39S ribosomal protein L21, mitochondrial (gene mRpL21). Lineage: Eukaryota; Metazoa; Arthropoda; Insecta; Lepidoptera; Pieridae. The record is from RefSeq and is a predicted model, not a curated record. Gene Ontology annotation, molecular function: RNA binding; structural constituent of ribosome. The transcript is spliced from 2 exons. Gene Ontology annotation, cellular component: ribosome; mitochondrial large ribosomal subunit. Gene Ontology annotation, biological process: translation. Bases 102 to 638 code for a protein of 178 amino acids.